AGCGACAAGGACGAGAGGCAUGGUGAUGAUGACGUGGCGCAACGGCGGCGAUCCCGUCGGUGAGGAUGAUGACGGGGCACAAUGACGAUGAUCACGAUGAUGACGAUGAUGACGUGGCACGGCGGCGACGAUCUCGACGAUGAUGUUGAUGAUGGCCAGGUGACGACGUCGAAGCAGGGUGGGUCGGGACGUCGAAGCUGGGUGGGUUGGAAGGGUUCGAACCGCUCCGAUACCAGUGUAACGGGAGUGAGGCUGAGGGGCUUCGAUCGGAUUCUUCAAGGGAAGAAAGUUGUCGUCGCAGACACUGGACCAGGUGCCAGGGAACGUUACAAAGAGGAUUUGCAGAAAAUCCUCGUGCGGAUGACCAAACAGGAGUUACAGGAACUCUGUAAGAAAGACGACAUCACUUAUGUUACCAAGCAAACUACGGCAGCUGAAGUGGCUGAGAUUCGAGCCAUGAUCGCCUUUGGACCUGGCAGCGAGCCGGCUGCUCGGGACGUGCAUCCGAGUUGGAGGAACGAUAGACCGCGUAACCUGGUCUACCAACGAGAUCCGGACAUGUCAGCGCUUCUGAUGGAGUUGGUGAGUGAGAGAAGGGAAGAGAAAGAACGACGUAAGAAGGAAGCCGAUGAGAAAGAGAAGGCAGAACAAGAUAAGCGGAUGGCUGAGGAAGAAGAGAAGACGAAGUUGGAGAAAGAAAGGAAGGCGGUCGAGAAGGAGCAGAGAAUGAAGGAGUUCAUUGACUCUGCUAUCUCUAACAAGGACCAAGGGUCAUUGUCCGGGAUAGAGUUGUUGACCAAGAUCAGCGAAGACAACAAGAAGAUAUGGGUGGAAAUUGAGAACAUUGGUCGAGGGAACUUGAAUCUCGACAGACAGAAGGAGAUUGAGGGCCGGCUAUCUACACUGGAGAACGAGAAGAGGAAGACCAUGGAGACGAAGGGAUCGCCCCCGGAACCCGCCAAAGGCAAACAGAAGGUAGACGGUCCGGACGGACUGACAAUCGGAUUGAUGGCAAUGGAGAUGGAUAACCUUCGACGUUUUCGAGACAAGGCCGAAGGGGUAUUGAAACGAAUCUGUCAGGACAUCACAGAGAUCAAGACUGGGCGCGCUUCUGAGUUACAGGAACUCUGCAAGAAAGACGACAUCACUUAUGUUACCAAGCAAACUACGGUAGCUGAACUGGCUGAGAUUCGAGCCAUGAUCGCCUUUGGACCUGGCAACGAGCCGGCUGCUCGGGACGUGCAUGCGGUGCCGUCCUAGCCACGGCUUCUUCGGAUCGUCUUUUUAUGAUGAGCUUAUUGGGGAAGGUAAUCCGGGUAAGGAAUUUUUUGCGAUUGCAAGAUAGGAGGCGCUGGAAACAAUCCGAACUCUUGUUACGACGGGUUAUGUUGUUUUUUAUUUUUUGUGGAAUUUUUCCAUGGCUUAAUAAGUUUCAGGAUGAUUGGAUUGAGUGGUUACGUAGGGAACAUGAUUGGUCCAAGUUUGAUUGUUGUACGUAUAUUUUAAUAUCCCCCUGACACAGGGCUUGCUAUAUAGGUAAAACUCAGCGGUCAUUAGAUGAGAGAUGGACUUAACGUGAUGGGAGGAAUCAUAAAUUGAAAUCUUGGUUAAAAACGAACGGUUGGGAUUCUUAUAUCGCUCUUCCAUUAGUCUCCGCUCGAAGGGAGGAACUAGAGGCAGUGGAACAAAGUCUGAUCAGACGA
This is a messenger RNA of Chara braunii, 1703 nucleotides long. NCBI's taxonomy places the organism in Eukaryota, Viridiplantae, Streptophyta, Charophyceae, Charales, Characeae. The record is from the annotation of a GenBank genome assembly.